GGGGUCCGGCCCUCCGGUGCAUCCGCCGGGCUCGGUGGGUAGCGGGAGCGCGGAGUUGUAGGCAAACUGCAGCGCAGCAUCUCGGGGACCGCUGGCGGGUCCCGCGGGUCCGGGAGCGCUCCGGGGGCCGAGGCGCGGCCCCGGGCGGGUGCAGCGUGCCGUGUCGGUGUAACAGCGCCGGGAUAGCGCACGGAGCACCAGAAGGUGUUGACACGGGGUUAACCCUUCCCGGCUCCUGCCUUUCAGCGUUUUCUGCUACAGCCCGAGCCCAGCUAGAGGCGAAUUUUUGAAAUUCAGAUGAGGAAGGCGUAAAUAUUUUAUUUGGAGAAAUGGUUUUUUCGCGUGCCUUCUUGUGCAUAGGCAGGGCUCGUGUGAGUGGCUCUCUGUGCGAUGUAAGGUUACAUUGAAAUUGACUUAGCUGGGCAGAUUUCGUGGCAGUUUUUUGACAGGGCGGCAGUGCACAGGUUUACAGUUAUCUGCACCCACGCUUGGGCCAGCCCUGUUCCAAAAAAGCGCCGGUUUAUACCUGUAAGGCUGGGCAGAGUGUACAACGGCACAUCUCCUGUCUUCCUACAAAUACAGACUGCGAAAGGAUAACAGCCUGUAGCUGGGAAAAGGCAACAUGCUGAAAAAGCAUCAUUUGGGUUUUUAAUAUAGCCAUUUUUAAAACUGCCUCGAAAGGCGCAGGAGAUAUUACGUGUGGUUUUCCUUGAUAGAUGGGAAGAUAAUCCAACUCUUAUUUUUUUGUUUGUAAUCUUCAAGUAGUGCUCAUAGUUGGAGAAAGAAGAAUGGUAGCGAUUUGAAGAAGUCUCUUUUAAUUUUUUUUUCUUUUAAUUUUGGGCCUAUGAUACGUUUGUUUUAAAGUUUUGAAGUGUUCAGCUCCUUUCUUCUGUUUUCUUCAGAGACGUUCACAGUAAAGAAGUGCUGAAGAAGAUGAAGGUUAGAAUCCAGUUACUAGAAUGAAGGUUGCAGAAUGUCUCAACCCAACCAACAUAUGGAAGCCUACAUAGGCCUGAGAGGUCACGGAGUUGAUGCGGAGCUGCUGGGAGUCGGGAUCUGCCCGGAGCACAAUGCCCUGCCCUGCCCCUGGCCUUGGGAAGCUGUGAGCUGGCUCAUGUCCAUAGGGAGGAAGGAUGGCUCAUGGAAUUCCUUCACAAGGCAAAGUUACCAUAACGGUGGAUGAGUACAGCUCCAACCCAACGCAGGCGUUCACGCACUACAACAUCAACCAGAGCCGCUUCCAGCCUCCCCACGUGCACAUGGUCGACCCCAUCCCAUAUGACACUCCAAAGCCAGCGGGCCACACGCGCUUUGUCUGCGUCUCAGACACGCACUCCAGAACAGAUGGCAUCCAGAUGCCCUACGGGGACAUCCUGCUCCACACAGGCGACUUCACCGAGCUGGGACUGCCCUCCGAGGUUAAGAAGUUUAAUGACUGGUUAGGAAACCUACCAUAUGAAUAUAAAAUAGUGAUUGCUGGGAAUCAUGAACUGACAUUUGAUAAGGAAUUCAUGGCAGACCUUGUUAAACAAGAUUACUACCGCUUUCCCUCUGUGUCCAAAUUGAAACCAGAGGACUUUGACAAUGUUCAGUCACUUCUGACAAAUAGUAUUUACUUACAAGAUUCAGAGGUAACAGUUAAAGGAUUCCGAAUAUAUGGUGCCCCGUGGACACCAUGGUUUAAUGGAUGGGGCUUUAAUCUACCCAGAGGUCAGUCUUUGCUAGACAAGUGGAACCUUAUUCCUGAGGGAAUUGAUAUACUAAUGACACAUGGACCUCCCCUUGGUUUUCGAGACUGGGUUCCCAAGGAGCUGCAGAGAGUGGGCUGUGUGGAGCUGCUGAACACAGUGCAGAGGAGAGUCAGACCCAAACUGCAUGUCUUUGGUGGGAUUCAUGAAGGUUAUGGGAUCAUGACAGAUGGCUACACCACCUACAUCAACGCCUCCACCUGCACAGUCAGCUUCCAGCCCACCAACCCUCCCAUCAUCUUCGACCUUCCCACCCCUCAAGGAUCCUGAAGCACUACUGGGGAAGGUCUAUAAACUGCCAUUUUCUAAUUAAAAACUUACAUUCAUGUUUAUUUCAA
Messenger RNA from Serinus canaria (Common canary), 2086 nucleotides. It is a transcript of the gene MPPED2, whose product is annotated as metallophosphoesterase domain containing 2. The transcript is spliced from 8 exons. NCBI's taxonomy places the organism in Eukaryota, Metazoa, Chordata, Aves, Passeriformes, Fringillidae. The coding region runs from base 1134 to 2018 and encodes 294 amino acids. Gene Ontology annotation, molecular function: hydrolase activity. The record is from RefSeq and is a predicted model, not a curated record.